Molecule: messenger RNA, 948 nt
Organism: Pristis pectinata (smalltooth sawfish)
Lineage: Eukaryota; Metazoa; Chordata; Chondrichthyes; Rhinopristiformes; Pristidae
Product: junctional adhesion molecule A-like
Exons: 8
Coding region: 1-948 (315 amino acids)
Biological process (GO): regulation of membrane permeability; intestinal absorption; establishment of endothelial intestinal barrier
Cellular component (GO): bicellular tight junction
Source: RefSeq, a predicted model, not a curated record
AUGCCCUGGGAGUGUGGGACACACAAGGAUAAGACUGGAUCUCAGGGGAAGGUGCCAAUUUGGGAGAAGUGUAACGACAAAUGUAUUAGGCCGGUGCCGGGGAGAGGAGACUGGGAGCAGCUGUUAUUGGUGCCUUCGACCGGAUCCUACACCGUGAAAACCAGCACCCCAGAGGUGACAGUGCCAGUUGGAGCAGCUGCCGACCUGUACUGUGAAUACUCGGCGGAUUUCGGGGAGCCACGGGUGGAAUGGAAAUUCCGGGACCUCCAGGGCUCACUCACGCUGGUGUAUUACAACAAGAAGAUCACAGCCAACUAUGAGGGACGUGUGGCGUUCUCCCCGCGCGCUCUACACUUCAAGGAGACCCUGGCGACGGACAGCGGGCAGUACAUGUGUGACGUGAACAAGCAGGAUGGCUCUCAGACCGGCUCUGUCACAGUGAAACUCGUGGUUCAGGUGCCCCCGGCUGUGCCGCAGGCCAGCGUGCCGACCUCGGUGACGACGGGCAGCUCGGUGCAGCUGAAGUGUGUGGAGAGCCAGGGUUACCCCCGACCCACCUACCGCUGGUACCGGGACCAGGUGCUGAUGCCCGAGAAACCCGCCGGCAGCCCCACCUUCCGCAACUCCUCCUACAGCCUGCAGCCGUCCACCGGCCUGCUGACUUUUGACCCGGUGAGCAGGUCGGACGCCGGCGAGUACAUGUGUGAGGCCGUUAACGGGGUCGGGGAACCCGUCAAGAGCAGUCCCCCGAUCCGCAUGGAAGUGUAUGACACCAAUGUGGGCGGGAUUGUCGCCGGCGUGAUCGUGGCCCUCAUCAUCCUGGCCUUCCUUGGGGUUUCUGUCUGGUUUGCCUACCGCAAGGGAUACUUGGGACGUAAGUAUCACCGCCUGCUCCCCUUCCCACCAGUGUCUGAACGUUGUCUGGGUCUUGCUGCAUGGGUAUUCUGA